AUCAGAACGGCCAUUUAAAAAUGAAACUGGUACUAUUAUUGUGUUUGAUAGCAGUAGCUGUUGCUGCCCAAAUUCCGACCUUCGAUUCUAACCAAAACGCUCGUAUACUUUACCAAAAUUACGAAAAUAAAUUUGGAAGCUACAAAUUUGGUUUCAGACAAUCCGAUGGUAUCAGACAUGAGCAGGAAGGAUUUCUCAAUAACUUCGGUCAAGAAAACGAAAACCUAUCCGUGAAAGGUAGUUACUCAUGGCUAGGACCUGAUGGAGUAACUUAUGAGAUAGACUAUACAGCUGGCGAAGAUGGUUUCAAACCAGAUAUUUCUCAGGGACCCGGUGGUGGCAUUCCGCCACAAAUCCUGGGUUCUAUGGCUGGUUAACAUGCUAUUCCACGUGCUCACAAUCUGUUGUAUAUAAAUGAAUAUAUUAUUACAUAGAUCCCGGGUCGUGAGUUAAAUUGUCAGAGAUGCAAUGAUUGUGAACGUACAUAUUCUAAUGGAUCUAAGUAGGGUCGAACGGAAUACGCGUGGCAAGUAGAUUGUGCUCUAUGUAUUGUUGAGAUCAUACUACUUUCCCUAAGAAUUAUGUUAUGUAUCGUGAUCAAUAAAUUGUAAACUCUAAAUAUUAAGAACAUUCAUUUCUCGUCCACAUUUCCGUAUUGAACUGACAGUGAUUGGCCAUGAGUGUAUUGUCGGCCACUCC
Molecule: messenger RNA, 699 nt
Organism: Bombyx mori (domestic silkworm)
Lineage: Eukaryota; Metazoa; Arthropoda; Insecta; Lepidoptera; Bombycidae
Gene: CPR29
Product: cuticular protein RR-1 motif 29
Exons: 3
Coding region: 21-377 (118 amino acids)
Cellular component (GO): chitin-based extracellular matrix
Molecular function (GO): structural constituent of chitin-based larval cuticle
Source: RefSeq, marked provisional